Teleopsis dalmanni is the source of this 1024-nucleotide messenger RNA. RefSeq names its product ATP synthase mitochondrial F1 complex assembly factor 2-like. NCBI's taxonomy places the organism in Eukaryota, Metazoa, Arthropoda, Insecta, Diptera, Diopsidae. The coding region runs from base 127 to 930 and encodes 267 amino acids. Gene Ontology annotation, cellular component: mitochondrion. The transcript is spliced from 5 exons. Gene Ontology annotation, biological process: mitochondrial proton-transporting ATP synthase complex assembly. The record is from RefSeq and is a predicted model, not a curated record.
UAUAAACGUCAAACGCAAAAAUUAAUUUGGAGUUAGACAUUUCUUUGAUUUAGCAGGUGUGUUGCGAGUGUUGACAACUAUCAGACAAAAAUUUGUUUGAUUAUAAAAUAAAUGUUUUGAACUAGUAUGAAUAAUUUGUUCAAAUUAUUGCAAAAACCUUUGAAUAGCGCGGUACGACAACGUCAAUGCUUAUCAAGACGUUUUUAUGCCGCUCCGGCCAGGCGAUUUUACAGAAAUACUUCAGUUGUCUGCAAUAAUGGUAAAUACGAAGUGAUAUUGGAUCAGCGAAAACUGAAGACACCGAAUGGCACAAUAUUCACAGUGAAUAGUGAACCACUUGCGAUUGCUGUAGCGAAUGAAUUUGAUAGCCAGCUAGAAUAUAUCGAACUCUCCAAAAUGCAUUUAAGUCUUUUAUGCUUUACAGCAUUGGACAAUCCGAAUAAGCUUACCAAAAUGAAUAUUGUGGACUAUUUAUUGGAUUACAUUGCAACAGACACUAUUUUGUAUCAAAGUGAGAAUGAAAAGCAUUUAGUGGAGCUAGAAUUUAACGAGUGGGAUCCAGUUCUAAAAUGGUUUAAUAAGCGUUUCAAUACGAAUAUACAGAAGACACUGAAAUUAACUCCGCCACUAAUCUCAGCAGAGGAUAAACUGAAAAUAUCGAAAUAUUUGUCAUUAUAUAGCCUGGAAACUCUUCAUGGUAUUGCCUUCGCUGUGGAUACAUUAAAAUCCGUAAUACUCGCCUGUGCUGUGAUAGAACAACAGCUAAUUAACGAGAAAGCAGUGGCACUUGCACUACUUGAAGAAGCAUACCAGUUGAAAUUCUGGGGACGUAUCGAGUGGGCACAUGAUCUAAGUCAACAGUAUGUACGAUCACGUUUAGCGGCGGCAGCACUUUUUGUACGUUUAAAUCGUUCCGAAUCCUUUCUUUAGUCAAAAAUAAUGUUUUAGUAUUCUUUAAUUACACCAUUUUAUCUAUAUUAUGUAUUAUAUCUUAGUAUAACCGCUUUAAUUAUUAAAUUUUUAA